AUGUCCGGCCUCGAAGGCAUCGCGGGCUUGAGCCUCGCUUGUAACGUCAUGCAGCUCAUCAGCUUCGGCCACGAAGCCAUCUCAAUGUGUCGACGGGUCUACGAGAGCGGCUCCCCCGAACCUGGUCUCUCUGAACACGCCGAGAGUCUCAAAGCCGUGUGCGAUGGUUUGGAAAAGUCCUUGGGUAAACGACCGAUGCCUGCACCCGCUCCUGCUCCCGCUGCCGCCGCCGUCAGAGCACCGACAAUGGAGAAGCGACUUCUCGACCUUGCCGCCAAGUGUAUCAAGAAUGCCCGAGACUUGGAGGAGGAGAUGAAGUUCCUGUCUCCUAGUCAGCCAGGCAAAAUGGGAGCGUUGGUUGCCGCGCCCAAGAUAUUGUGGCGGAAGAGGAGACUUGAGCGACUCAAAGGGAAUCUGGAUGACGCGCAGCGACUUAUGGAUACGUCGAUUCUCGAGCGUCUGUUCGCCAGAGCAGAGGCACUCUACAAAAUGAACGAGAAGGGUUUCCUGGACCUGAGUCAGGAGCUCAAACAGUUUAUUACAGAUUAUGCGAAAUCGAACAGCAUCCUUCGAACUGUCGUUGAGACACAAGCGAGAGAGAUCCGGGAUCAUGUCACCACGGCAUCCUCGAAGACGCAGGAUGCAAUCAAGUCACAUGUGUCCCUGGAACUUUCUAGUCAUGAGACCUCUGUCAAGAAUCACGUUUCGUCAUCUGCCCAGGGUGUUCAGGAUGCCCUUUCACAGAGGAUGACGUCUAGGGAGGGCUCAAAGGCCAAGGAGCAGGCUUACCAGCAGCUUUUGAAGAGUCUCAAGUAUCCAGGAAUGAACGAACGAAGGAACCAGAUUUCGCAUACGCACCCAAAAACUUUUCGGUGGAUCUUCAGUAACACAUUUCAACUCAGCAACUCGGAUUCGGGCAUUGACGGGGAGUUAGAAUGGCUCACAGAAGACGAUUCCAGCAAACACAGCAAUGAGCCUGCCGAGGUUGAUUCGAUGAUCAUUCGGUCAGAAGAUUCAGUCGAGUCGUCGGGCAGCUUCAGAAGCUCGAUACGUUCUCUUGAAUCAACUGAGCCUCAACCUUGGGAUAGUUUCGUCGAUUGGCUGGAAGAUGACACUCGUAAAAUCUACUGGAUUAGUGGCAAACCCGGAUCAGGGAAGAGCACACUGAUGAAAUACAUUGAAACAAAUGACAGCAAUAUCAAAAACCGCGAACCGGCAGUUCGUUUUAUAUCACACUACCUGUGGAGACCUGGUACCUUUAUGCAACAGAGUAUCAAAGGGCUGCUCUGA
Messenger RNA from Colletotrichum fioriniae, 1290 nucleotides. RefSeq lists its product as uncharacterized. NCBI's taxonomy places the organism in Eukaryota, Fungi, Ascomycota, Sordariomycetes, Glomerellales, Glomerellaceae. The record is from RefSeq and is a predicted model, not a curated record.